Lobosporangium transversale is the source of this 390-nucleotide messenger RNA. Its product is annotated as cytidine deaminase-like protein. The transcript has 7 exons. The record is from RefSeq and is a predicted model, not a curated record. The coding region runs from base 1 to 390 and encodes 129 amino acids. Gene Ontology annotation, molecular function: zinc ion binding; cytidine deaminase activity. Lineage: Eukaryota; Fungi; Mortierellomycota; Mortierellomycetes; Mortierellales; Mortierellaceae. Gene Ontology annotation, cellular component: cytosol.
AUGUCUGUUCUUACAAAUGACCAAAUCGAGGACCUCAUUACUCAGUCCCUCGAAGGUGCCGCUUUGCGCACAGUAGAUGGACAAGUUUUUAAAGGCUGCAACGUCGAGAACGCUUCAUAUGGAGGAGCCAUUUGCGCCGAACGAACCGCUUUUGUGAAGGCAGUUAGUGAGGGUCAUUUGCGAUUCGUGGCUAUUGCUGUUUCCUCUGACUAUAACCACUAUAUUACUCCAUGCGGCAUCUGCAGACAAUUCAUGAAUGAAUUCGGCAAGAACCUUGAAAUCUUCUUUGUCAACGAUGAUAGGACAUACAAGCGUGCUGUGCUCGCAGAUUUAUUGCCCUAUGCGUUCGGCCCUGAGGACCUCCCUAGUAAACCUACAGAAGGCGUAUAA